CGUAAGCUCGUCUUCGUUUGGCUGUAUAUAAAGCAAGCAGCGGCAGACACCAGACCCAAUCUGAUGUUUGGCCAUAUACACAAACAACUUGAUCAUACUUUGAACUAAAAGAAUGGCAUCCACCAAGCUGGCCCUCCUGCUGGUCGUGCUGUCCUGCAUCGAGAGCUGUCUGUCCACCUCGUGCGUGGUCGACAGCUUCACCGUCAAACAGGACUUCGACCCAAAGAGGUACUCCGGGAAGUGGUACGCUCUGCAGAAGAAAGACCCCGAGGGCUUGUUCCUGCAGGACAACAUCUCCGCGGAGUACACCAUUGACGAUGACGGCAGCAUGACGGCUUCCUCCAAAGGACGCGUCACACUUUUCGGCUUCUGGGUCGUAUGCGCCGACAUGGCCGCCCAGUACACCGUCCCUGACCCCGCCACCCCCGGCAAGAUGUUCAUGAACUACCAGGGACUGGCCAGUUACCUGUCGAGCGGAGGCGACAACUACUGGGUAAUCGACACUGACUACGACAACUACGCCAUCACCUACGCCUGCCGCACCGUCAAGGAAGACGGCAGCUGUGACGACGGCUAUGCCCUGGUCUUCUCCAGGAACCCCCGUGGCCUGCCCCCCGCCAUCCAGCGCAUCGUGCGCCAGAAGCAGGAGGACAUCUGCAUGGUCGGACAGUUCCAGCCCGUGCUGCAGUCCGGAGCUUGCUAAGGAAGAGGGGAAAUGAGAGUGGGGAAGCGAGUGGUGACACCUGGUUGCAGUUUUUGUGGCUUGAAAGCGAGAGUGAUGUGGAUUCUGUGGAACUGAGUGUUUGCCUGGACUGAUGUAAUAAAAGCAUAGAAGAGUGACCACCUUACAUACCCCCAUACCUGGAGUCCAAGUUUAUGAAGUUGCUCUCUUCUGUGGUCUUUGAAUGAAUGUAACAUAAAAUAAAAUGUUUUUUUUUUUCUAAAA
This is a messenger RNA of Phycodurus eques (leafy seadragon), 946 nucleotides long. It is a transcript of the gene rbp4l, whose product is annotated as retinol binding protein 4, like. The record is from RefSeq and is a predicted model, not a curated record. The coding region runs from base 113 to 703 and encodes 196 amino acids. Gene Ontology annotation, molecular function: retinol transmembrane transporter activity; retinoid binding. The transcript is spliced from 5 exons. NCBI's taxonomy places the organism in Eukaryota, Metazoa, Chordata, Actinopteri, Syngnathiformes, Syngnathidae.